GGGCGAGGGUGCCGAGACUCCCCCAUCCCCCACCCUUCCCCGCAGGACACCUGCAAGCAGGGGCCUGUGGCAGAGGGUGAGCCCUGCUUCUGGGACCCCAGGUCCUCGCUGCACUCAAGCCCCUGCCAACCCUUCGCCGGGCACAGAGGCACCAGGCAAGCGUUAAGGACAAGGAAGUUGAGGUCGCCCUGCUGUCACCCCGGGCUCUGGCCCGCUGCUGUGCCCCCUGGACAGGCUGGAAGCCUUGGCUGUGGGCAGUGGGGGCUGCAGGAGCUGGUAGUCAAGCUGUGCACCUGCAGCAGCAAGGACAAGUCUCUGUGUGGCUCUGAAUCCAAGCCCUGUGUCCAGCCCUUUGACCCUGGGUCUGCAGCCUUGGCUGACAAGAGCAGCAGUGCAUCCUGGAGCCCUGAGCACCUGGACUUCUUCUCCACCAUGGGAGAUGUACAGGAGGAGGAGGGUGUUCCCCAGCAGCUCAGCAAAAGUAUGGAAGACCUCUGCCUGGACUUGGGGGCCCUUCAGGGCAGUGAAUAUCUCCAGGACCUGGGCCUUGGGGUGCCUGUCCACAGCCAGCCUGAGGGGGCCAAGGACAGUGGCCCCCCUAGCAAAGCAGGAGGAAGAGAUUCGCCCUUCUCCAGUUCUGUGGGGUCCCAGGCCUUGCCUUGGAGGCGGAGCUGGGAGAGGUCCAGGAGCUGCUCAGAGAGCUGCAAGAGGCUCAGCCUUGACUCCUCAGCUGUAAAGGAGGGGCCCUGUCUUGAGCGAACGCUGGCUAGCCUUACUCUGAACCUUCCUGGAGAGGGCCUGCAGGACUGGACUAAAGAGGGUCUGUCGGGGGGCAAGACCCCUGCAGAGCACCCAGGCAAGGCAUGUGGCAGCCUGGAGAAAAGAGCAAGGUCACAGUCGGCUCCUGUGUCCUUUGAUGAGAUCAGUUCCCUGGAAACCUCUCAGGCUCUGGAGGUGCCCACUGCAGCUGUUCAAGGCCUGGAGCCGCCGGCACUGGAGUGUCUGGAAGAGGACCACGUGGAGCCAGAUCACGUGCUGAUGGUCCAGCAGGUGCUGCAAGAACUUCGUCAGUACCAUGGGGCCUGGCAGAGGGCUCGCUUGUCCGUCAGCCCCAGAGGAGACCAUUCAAACCUCACCUGGUUUGAGUUCCUAUCGGAGAGUGAGGAUGGAGCCAGCAAGAUCGAGAGGAGUGACAGGGGCACCACCAGGGUGAAGCGCAGUCUCAGCUCCCUCUGCAAUCGAGUCACCAGGCACAAGGACAAGGGGAAGAGCCUGGCACAUCUAAAGGAAAAGGGCCAGGACGCUCGAGAGAGGAAAGAAUGUGUCGAUGGCCACCAGCUGUCCCGAGGAGCCUUCUUUGGCCACGCCAACUGCCCCCCAUGCAGCAAACCCUUCCUCGGCUCUGCAUCCCUGAAGGAGCAGCCAAGGGCCACCCUCUUGUCCAAUGGCAGCCUGGCCCUGUCCAGGAAUGUCGGCAUGACGGUCUCGCCAAAGGGGGACCCACAGUCAGCACCCAGCCUAGUGGGAACGGGCACGAGACUCGGACCAGUCACAGGAGAGAUGGAUGAAGCCGACUCUGUACUUUUGAAACUUAAGCAGGCGGGUGACGACUCCCUUCCACUCACACCCCCGACUGCUGAGUCCACUUUUCUGGAAGAUUCCUGCACGGCCUCCCUGAGGAGUGAGAUCGAAUCCGACAGCCGUGAGUUUGAGGCCGAGUCGUGGAGCCUCUCUGUGGAGCCCUCGUACGCAAAGGAACAAAAGAAGGAGGUGGUGAAGAGACAAGAUGUGAUUUACGAGCUGAUACAGACGGAGGUGCACCAUGUGCGGACGCUCAAGAUCAUGCUGAAGGUCUACUCCAGGGCCCUGCAGGAGGAGCUGCAGUUCAGCAGUGAGGCCACCAGCCGCCUCUUCCCAUGUGCGGAUGACCUGCUCAAGAUGCACAGCCACUUCCUCUCCCGGCUGAAGGAGCGCCGCCAGGAGUCACUGGAAGAGGGCAGCGACCGGAAUUACGUCAUCCAGGAAGUCGGGGACCUCCUGACGCAGCAGUUUUCAGGUGAAAAUGGAGAGAGAAUGAAAGAAAAGUAUGGUGUCUUCUGCAGUGGUCACAACGAAGCGGUCAGUCAUUACAAGUUGCUGAUGCAGCAAAAUAAGAAGUUUCAAAACUUGAUCAAGAAAAUCGGCAACUUUUCCAUCGUGAGACGGCUUGGCAUGCAGGAAUGCAUCCUUCUGGUCACUCAGCGCCUGACCAAGUACCCCGUGCUGGUGGAGCGCAUCCUCCAGAACACCGCAGCUGGCACCAAGGACUACGAAGACCUGACCCAGGCCCUGACCCUCAUCAGAGACGUCAUCUCGCAAGUGGACACCAAGGUCAGCGAGUGUGAGAAAGGCCAGCGCCUCAGAGAGAUUGCAGGGAAGAUGGACCUGAAGGCGUCCAGCAAGCUCAAGAAUGGGCUGACCUUCCGCAAGGAAGACAUGCUGCAGCGGCAGCUGCACCUGGAGGGCACCCUGUCCUGGAAGACUGCGUCAGGGCGCUUGAAAGACGUCCUUGCUGUCCUUUUGACUGAUGUGCUCUUGCUGCUACAAGAAAAGGAUCAGAAAUACGUCUUUGCUUCUGUGGACUCAAAGCGCCCUGUCAUCUCGCUACAAAAGCUCAUCGUGAGGGAAGUCGCAAAUGAGGAAAAGGCUAUGUUUUUGAUCAGCGCCUCCCUGCAAGGGCCAGAGAUGUACGAGAUCCACACCAGCUCCAAAGAGGAGAGGAACGCCUGGAUGGCCCAGAUCCGCAGAGCCGUGGAGAGCUGUCCAGAUGAGGAGGAAGGGCCCUUCAGUGAGGCCGAAGAGGAGAGGAAGGUGGCCGAGGCCCGAGCUAUGAGGCUGAGGGACUUCCAAGAGCGACUGAGCCUGAAAGACCAGCAGAUUGCACAGAGCCUCCGGGAGAAGCAGCACAUCUACCUGGAGAUGGCCGAGAUGAGUGGGCUGGAAGACGGGGCUCUGUCACGCCACCUCUUCCGGGGAGGGGACCUAUCGGAGAACCUGCAGGGGGAGCUGAUCCUCAAGUCAGCUAUGACUGAGAUUGAGGAUAUCCAGAGCUUGCUCUGUGAGCAGCUGGGCAGCCUCGACAGCCAGGCAGACAACGGGGGUGCCUCCGGGGGCCUGCGCCAGAGGGCAGAUGCCUCCGAAAGCUGCAGCAGCGCCGGUGGUCCCAGCAAGAGUGGCUGUUUGAAGAAGAAGGCAUGUAGCGAUGACUUAAGCCCCCGAGACUGGCAUGACCCUGCCAGCAGUCUGGCUGUGAAGCUCAGCGACACCCCAGGGGCCUCUGAGGAAGCACAGCAGGCGGCGGAGGCACCAACCACUGAGUCUGGGCCCCAUGUGCCCACUGCCCUGGAGUUGGAGCUUGUCCAGAGAAUCCAGACGCUGUCCCAGCUGCUCCUCAGCCUCCAGGUGGUCAUCGCCCAGCAGGACAGUUACGUGGAGAUGCAGAGGGCCACCCUCCAGGAGCGGGAGAAGCAGUUCCGGCUGCAGUCUACACGCGGGAACCUGCUGCUGGAGCAGGAGCGGCAGCGCAACUUCGAGAAGCAACGGGAGGAACUGGCGGGCGUGCAGAAGCUGCAGAGCCAGCUGCGGCUGGAGCAGCGGCGCUGGGAGUGCCAGCGGGAGCAGCAGCAGCAGGAGCUAGACCUGGCCUCCGCCCGGCUGCAGCAACGCGAGAGUGAGGCUACUCGGCUGCAGGAGCAGCUGACCCAGGAGCGUGCUGAGCUGGAGCAGCAGCGCCGGGCCUACCAGCACGACCUAGAACGGCUUCGAGAGGCCCAGCGUGCUGUGGAGCGUGAGCGCGAGCGGCUGGAGCAGCGGGAGCAGCUGCGGAGGCUGAAGAAGCAGAACACAGCGCCUGGGGUGCUGCCGCCUGAGCUGCCUGCAGAGGUCCAGCCCCCAGGCCAUCCCACCAGCUUCAAUGGGGAAGGGGUGGAAGGGCCGGAGCGCCCUGAGGUUGCCCGCAGGGACAGUGCCCCAGCUGAAAGCCGGCUGGCCAAGAGUGACGUGCCUAUCCAGCUGCUCAGUGCCACCAACCAGAUCCAGAGGCAGGCAGCAGUACAGCAGCAGAUCCCCACCAAGCUGGCCGCCUCCUCUAAGGGCGGCAAGGACAAGGGCGGCAAGAGCCGGGCCUCCCAGCGCAAUGAGAGCUCAGCCUCGUUCGACCUGAAGCAGCAGCUGCUCUUCAGCAAGCUCAUGGGCAAGGACGAGAGUGCCUCUCGGGGCCACCGCUCACUGAGCCCUGUCCGGCUUGGAAGCCACAACUCUGCAGCCCACACAGACCUGUCCUCCCAGGCCCUGAGCCCAGCACCAGUCGACAGGUCCCCUGAGCGCUUCUCCUUCUCACCCACGCCACUGCCCCUCACACCUGGCAGCAAGGAAGACGGCAGCAAGGAAGACGUCAUCUUCUUCUAGGGGGUGUGGCUCUGGGUGCAGAGCCCUCCCUGUCCUGUCCCCACCCCACUGUACUCUCUGGCGGGUUGCCAGCUGUCUGUCCCUCCUCACUGCUUAUCACACCACCACGGAUGCCAGGCCUGGCCCUGGGAUCAGGGUCAGGGGCCACUUGUUGUCUGUCUGUAGGCUCUUUCUGCAGAUCAGCAGUGGUGCCUGGGUGACUUUCUGAACCUCUGUAUGCAUAAGAGAACAUGCGGUAAUGGAAGGUUGGGCCAGAGCUGACCCAAGGAGCUGGUUUAGACCCUAGCACCCAUUUUCGGAGGGGGAGAGGAUGCCAGAGGAGUGACAGACAGAUGGGUGGUUCACACGGAGCCUGAUAGACCCUGAGGAGGGGCGGGGCAGUGUCAGCUGGCACUGGCAGAACUAGGGCAGAGAUUUCACGUGUCCGUGGGGAACCAUAAGGCCAGAGCAUGGGUAAGACGAGGGCUGCACACAGCCCAACAGGGACAGAGGGCCACAGGGCAGAGUGGCUGGAAAGGGUGGCCAAUGGCACUCAAGGUGAGUUCUUUUAGGGUCAGACACUCAUUUUGAGAGGGUCUGGCUGUAAUUCAUCUUGAUUUGGUGGAGGUUUUUAAAACCUGUCAAACUCGGUGCUUCCCCGAGGCGCCUCACCCAAGGCAGUGAGGCGCUCCAGACACUCAGCCUGUGGGGCUGGGGCCGCACACACCCGGAAGCCCCGCCCCAGGCACAAGGUCUCCAACCCCUGAUGCGGGCUGGUGUUCCCAGGGCCUCUAGGAGGAAGCCCCCAGGGCUGCAACUGGUGCCCAUGCGCAGAAGCCACUGCGACAGAGCAGCGGGCGGGGCUGCCGAGGGGGGAGACACUGGAGAGAUCACACCUGUCCUGGAGACCUCACGUGGACGGGUGGCCACCUCACAAGGCACCUCCCAUCCAGCACGCUGUUGGCCACCUACCCCUGGAGGAGGCUGGGGUGCCAGUCCAGCCUCAGGGCGGUACCAGUGUCUGAGGGUGGAGAUUGGGUCUGGCCUACGUUCCACUUCUGGCCAAACUAGCUCAGGUGCUGGCACAGGAAAGGAGACGUCAUAUCCUUUUCUGCACUCCUGCCCCCUCCACUGGGCCUGGAGCUGCCUGGGAGCAGCAGCACCACCAGGUCAGUGACACGGCCAGUCAGGGACAAGAAACCGAAAGCUGAAGUUGGCAGUGGUCCUGAGCACAGCCUCCACGGCCCCUUGGAGAACCUCCUCCCCACAGACUUUGCCUCGGGGCCAGCAGCGUCAGCGAGAAGAGUCCUCCUGCCCCUGACACUGCCAGCACUGUCCUGUGCCAUGUCUGUGCUCAGUGUUUGUGUGUUUGUACUGAGGCCAACCAGCACUUUAGAAAAUCCACCUUCGCAUCCUGCCCUUCUGUGAAGAGAACGUUCUUGGGCUUCACAGAGCCAGGGUUCCAGUUCCUGGGAGAGUGAGUCCAAGGAUUCCUCAUGGGCACGUGGCAGGAAGGGGCAUGCCCUGCCUCAGCCAAGGGCUGUCCGGUUGUACCACUCGGCGGGACAGGCCCAGGUCACCUGUGAGGGCCGUGGCCAAGGUGGCCUGUGCGGUCUGCACAGCCCCAGGGACUGUGAUGGCGACUGCAGCAUUUCCUCAGGCAGGAUGUCUCAGAGCCGCCUUAGAACUGAAGACCCAAUUCUA
Messenger RNA from Phyllostomus discolor (pale spear-nosed bat), 6129 nucleotides. It is a transcript of the gene ARHGEF18, whose product is annotated as Rho/Rac guanine nucleotide exchange factor 18. The transcript is spliced from 29 exons. The record is from RefSeq and is a predicted model, not a curated record. Gene Ontology annotation, molecular function: guanyl-nucleotide exchange factor activity. Gene Ontology annotation, biological process: small GTPase-mediated signal transduction. Bases 433 to 4446 code for a protein of 1337 amino acids. Lineage: Eukaryota; Metazoa; Chordata; Mammalia; Chiroptera; Phyllostomidae.